This is a messenger RNA of Medioppia subpectinata, 1200 nucleotides long. NCBI's taxonomy places the organism in Eukaryota, Metazoa, Arthropoda, Arachnida, Sarcoptiformes, Oppiidae. The record is from the annotation of a GenBank genome assembly.
GGUGUUGAGGCGCAUAUGUAUGCCUCGCAAUGGUUUCUAACCCUAUUUACGGCCAAAUUCCCGCUUCACGUUGUGUUCCCGAUUCUGGACCUCUUCCUAUUGGACGGAAUGGACACUAUAUUUCAAGUGGCGUUGGCUUUGCUUUCCAUAUCCAAGAAGGACUUACUGGCGCUGGACUUCGAGGGCGUUCUCAAGUACUUCCGCGUAUCGCUGCCCAAGAAGUUCCGCACCGAAGAGAACGGCAAAUAUCUGUUGCGGACAGCAGUGGCCAUCAAAUUGAAGAAAUUAAAGAAAUACGAAAAAGAGUAUCAGAUAUGGAAAGAGUCGACAAAAGUAGAGAAUCCUAUCGAUAGACUCGAGAAGGAAAACAAGAGAUUAGUGGACUCGACGUUAAGACUGGAACAGGAAAACGACGAUUUGGCCCAAGAAUUGCUCACCACUUGUAACUCAAAGAUCAGAUUACGCGCCGAUUUGGACAAAGUGGAGGACAAGGCCGACACACUGUCCACUGAGUUGUUGACCACAAGGAGUCUUCUCGUCGAUGUCGAGGACGAGAAGAGGCGACUCGAAGACGAAGUCAAGUGUUUAAAAGAGAUGUGUCGCCGAGAGCUGGAAAGGGCUGAGUCGGAGAUCGGCCGCAACACCAGAAUCAUCACCGAAUACAAGCAAAUCUGUUCGCAAUUGCAGUCGAGGUUUGAGUCCGAGCAGAGCUCCGCACGCGAGUCGUUGGCCAAAGUGUUGGACAAAGUGCGCGACUGCGACCGUUGCGGACCACUCGUCGACGACACGAGAGUCUCUAUUGGCGGCAAUGAGAUGAACGGCGGCGACAGUGGCGCCGAUGGUGUGGACGGUUCGGCCACCGGUUUGUCGAAUCACUUUCACCAGAAGAUCGCCGAAUUGGAGUCCGAAUUGGUUAAGUCAAAGGUGGCGUUGGUUGAGUCCGAGUGCCGUAAUGAGGAAUUGAUACUACAAUUAAAUUCAGCGCAAACGGAGAUCUCGCAGAUGAGGGCACAGAACGACGAGUCGAAGAAUACGUGGCUCUCGAAGACACUGUCGUCCAUCAGAGACGUGGCCACCAAACCGUCGGCCACCGUAACCGCUAAGACCCCGACCACAGCCGGUGACCAGUACUCCAACCACUCGUCCAUCGCAUCCACUCCCAUGAGUCGCGACGUUAGCCGCGACUUUGCCAACACUUAG